AUGCAUCCUAUUAUCUCAUGGAUAUGUGGAGUGCAAAGUGUAGCACUGAAUAUGCAGACACCUGGCGAGGAACUCGACCUAAACUUUGGUCUUUUCCGUUCAAACGGUAAUUGUGGAUACGUUUUAAAGCCAGAUAUGCUGUUGAAAGGAAUAGAUCCGCGAAGUGUGCUCAAGCCGAAAGUGAAGCUAGGCAUUGGAAUAAUAAGUGCUCAGUACCUGCCUAAAUCGUCUGGCAAGGACAUCAUCGAUCCUUACGUUUCUGUUCAAAUAUUUGGAACGCCUAGUGACGAAUUCAAGUGGAAGACUAAGGUUAUAAAAAACAAUGGCUUCAAUCCUAUUUGGAAUCAGUCGUUCGAAAGAGAUCUUUAUUGCCCUGAAAUAACGUUGCUGCGGUUUUGCGUGAAGGACUUUGACUCCACGUCUAGUAAUGAUUUCAUCGGAGAGUUCUCAAUUCCUGUGUCCAGUGUACGGAGAGGUUAUUCAACCAUACGCUUGAACACCGGCUUCCAGCAUAUUCCCGAUGACUCGGCCACUCUCUUUGUUAGAAUUGCUAUCGAUCGAUUAUAG
Angiostrongylus costaricensis is the source of this 567-nucleotide messenger RNA. NCBI's taxonomy places the organism in Eukaryota, Metazoa, Nematoda, Chromadorea, Rhabditida, Metastrongylidae. The record is from the annotation of a GenBank genome assembly.